Molecule: messenger RNA, 1677 nt
Organism: Spirometra erinaceieuropaei
Lineage: Eukaryota; Metazoa; Platyhelminthes; Cestoda; Diphyllobothriidea; Diphyllobothriidae
Source: the annotation of a GenBank genome assembly
AUGAGGGGUGAUGACGGCUUGGAGAUAUCGGACAGUACAAAUAAAGCUGAGCACUUUUCUCAAAUUUUCCGAUCCGUUUUCACAAGAGAAGCAGACUUUGCCCCAUCUAAUUCUGAGAACAUGAGAGAUCCCACUAUCGAAAAUAUUGUGUUUCGAGAAGAAACGAUUUUGGAAGAACUGAAAAGCUUGAAGGAAUGUAAAUCUCCCGGUCCGGACGAGAUCCCAGCAAAGCUGCUCUUUGAGCUUGCCCAACAGCUGGCCAAGCCACUAUCCUUUCUGUGCCAGAAAUCGUUUGAUGCUGGAAUUCAUCCCACAGACUGGAAGACGGCCCACAUUACACCCCUUUACAAAAGCGGUAGUCGUGCUCUGGCGACAAACUACAGACCCGUCAGUCUGACAUCAAUCUGCUGCAAAGUGAUGGACAAAACCAUCAAAAAGGAGUUGAUGGCUUACUUUGAAACCCGCAACCUCUUGUCCAAUACACAAUAUGGUUUCCGUAGGGGAAGAUCAUGUGUUACGAACUUGCUAUACACAAUGCAAAGUUGGACACGAGCACUGGACGCAAAACACACCGUGCAUGUUGCCUAUAUUGAUUUCCGGAAGGCAUUUGACAGUGUUCCGCACCAGCGUCUCCUACACAAGUUGAGAAUUAUGGGCAUCGGUGGCAAACUUCUCAAAUGGAUCGAAAAUUUCCUUGUCGGCCGCUCCCAAAUUGUCUGCGUAGAACAACAGCAAUCAAGGUGCACAUUCAUAGAGAGUGGGGUCCCACAACGCUCGGUGCUCGGACCAACCCUCUUUCUCUUGUUCAUCAAUGAUUGUGGAGAUGGGUUGGACUGUGAUUGCGCCAUGUUUGCAGACGACAUAAAAAUCUGGAAAGUCAUCCAGAAUGCUGCCGAUGAGACCAACUUCCAAGAAAAUCUUUGUCGAUUGGACGAGUGGUCCCGCAGAUGGCUCUUGUCCUUCAAUUUGAACAAAUGCACCAUUCUGCGCCUCGGAAAUCAGACCCCUAGUACGCGGCAAUACCAUCUGAACGGAAUGCCACUCCGAGAAGCAGAAACUCAGAAAGAUCUCGGAGUUUGGGUUGCAGACAGCCUAAAGCCUUCUACACAAUGCUGUAAGGCGGCCAAGGCCGCAACCUCAAUGCUAUAUGCCAUCAAGCGGGCAUUCGUAGUUUUCGAUAAAGACUGCUUCACCAAAGUCUUCGGCACGUUUAUAAGGCCCCAUCUCGAAUAUGCAAUUCAGGCCUGGAGACCGUGGACGCAUCAGGAUUACGAUCUGCUCGAAAGGGUGCAGAGGCGAGCCACAAAAUUAGUAAGAGGUCAAAGUGCACUGCCAUACGAGAUCCGCUUAACUAACCUUAAUCUCUAUCGUCUGAGUUAUAGACAGUUGCGCGGAGACAUGAUACAAACUUUCCGUAUCGUGCGCGGCUUGGAUUGUGCCCUUCGGUGCGAUGACUUUUUCCAACUCGCCACUACAACUCACCUCCGGGGACAUCCCUUCAAGCUACGUGUGCCACAGGGUAGACUGAAUGUGAGAAAAUAUUUCUUCUCCAACCGUGUCGUGGAACCGUGGAAUAACCUGCCCGAGACGGUUCUUAUGUCUCAAUCUGUGGAGGCAUUUAAAUGUCGCCUUGACAAAUAUAUGCUGCAGGAACAAGCGGACUAUGUGACUUUUUAG